Messenger RNA from Diuraphis noxia (Russian wheat aphid), 1542 nucleotides. Its product is annotated as 2-oxoisovalerate dehydrogenase subunit alpha, mitochondrial-like. Gene Ontology annotation, molecular function: oxidoreductase activity, acting on the aldehyde or oxo group of donors, disulfide as acceptor. Lineage: Eukaryota; Metazoa; Arthropoda; Insecta; Hemiptera; Aphididae. The record is from RefSeq and is a predicted model, not a curated record. Gene Ontology annotation, biological process: branched-chain amino acid catabolic process. Gene Ontology annotation, cellular component: oxoglutarate dehydrogenase complex.
ACAUGGUACAAACACAGAAGUCCAUUUUCGUAAAAAUUAAAUUUUAAUUUCUAGUUUUUUGCACGAGAACAUUUUCUAAUGAUUUCCUGUUGUACGUGAUUUGUGAUCUUGUGGAUUUAUGUUUUAUAUAUUUACAAUAUAGAUUUGGAAAUGGAAAAUAUAAAUUUAAAUGAUAAUAAGUUGACUUCAUAUCUGUUUUUUAAGGUUGAUGAUACAGCUUAUUAUAUACCAAAUUUUAUUACUGAAGAACAGGAAACAUACAUAAUGGACAAGGUAAAUGGUGCGCCAAAACCAAAAUGGUGUCAAUUGAAAAAUAGAAGACUUCAAAAUUGGGGAGGCAUACCUCAUGCCAAAGGACUCAUUCCAGAAACAAUUCCUGAUAAACAAUAUAUACGAAGAAGUACAGUAUCAGCUAACAUUAAAGAGUCUGAAUUACAGGGAAUCAAUAAAAUUGACUUUACAUCCAGUUUAGAUAUACAUGAACCAUCUUCAAAUAACCCUAUACCUAGUUUUAGAAUUUUGAACGAUACUGGGGACAUUUUAAACRAUAGUAAAUCUAUAAUUAUACCAGAAAAUAAUGAGUUGGUUAAAAUGUAUAAAUCUAUGGUUUUGUUAUCUAUAAUGGAUAAAAUGUUGUAUGAAUCUCAAAGACAAGGUAGAAUAUCGUUUUAUAUGACAAAUGAAGGAGAAGAAGCUGCACAAAUUGGUAGUGCAGCAGGAUUACAUUUUAAUGAUCUUGUGUAUGGGCAAUACAGAGAAGCAGGAAUUUUAUUAUUCAGAGGUUUUACACCUGAAGAAUUUAUGAAUCAAUGUUUUGGAAAUGUAGAUGACCUUGGUAAAGGAAAACAAAUGCCAGUACAUUAUGGGUCUAAAAAUCAUAAUUUUGUAACAAUUUCGUCACCACUUACUACUCAAUUACCUCAAGCUGUUGGAUCAGCAUAUUCGUUUAAAAGAUCAAAAGUCAAUCGUUGUACUAUUGUUUAUUUUGGUGAGGGGGCUGCAAGCGAAGGUGAUGCACAUGCUGCAUUUAAUUUUGCRUCUACUCUAGACUGUCCAAUAAUAUUUUUUUGUCGUAAUAAUGGAUAUGCUAUAUCAACGCCAGCAAGUGAACAAUAUARAGGCGAUGGUAUUGUAAGUCGCGGUCCUGGUUAUGGAAUUGCUACUAUUCGUGUCGAUGGCAAUGAUAUUCUGGCAGUGUAUAAUGCAAUUAUAAAAGCUCGAGAAUAUGUUAUGACUAACWCAAGACCACUUAUCUUAGAAGCUAUGACAUAUAGGCGGGGACAUCACAGUACUUCUGAUGAUAGUACUGCAUACAGAUCUAAAGACGAGAUUAAGCAAUGGUCAUACAACAAUCCUAUUACAAGAUUAAAGCAAUUACUCGAGAAAAAUAAUCUUUGGAAUGAACAAAAUGAAGUUGAAUAUGCAAAGGAAACUAAAAAACAAUUGAUGCAGUCGUUUACAAUUGCAUCAAAAAAAAAUAAACCUAAUUGGAGAGAAAUGUUUAAUGAUGUGUAUCAUGAAAUUCCUGUUAAUCUAGUGUAA